GUAUAUAAAAUAUAAAUUUUCAAACAUUGAUUGGUAUUUGAUAAAUUUGACAUUUCAUAAAAAUGAUCAUCUCGGCUUUAGACAAAGAUACCGUAAAACUCAUAACUACUACUCAAAUUAUAACUUCGAUAUCUACUGCUGUAAAAGAAUUAUUAGAAAAUGCAUUAGACGCUGAUGCUAAAAAUGUCGAAAUUAACUUGAUAGACAGCGGGUGUACCUUAAUAGAAGUGAAGGAUGAUGGUUAUGGCAUUUCAAAAAUAGAUGCUCCUUACAUGGCUCUAUCAGCUUACACGUCAAAGAUACAUAGUUUUUCUGAUUUAGAUUCAUUAGAAACGUAUGGAUUCAGAGGAGAGGCUUUACAUGCAUUGAGCUCAGUAUCAGAUCUUACAAUUAUAUCAAAAAGAGAACAAGAUGAAAUUGCUGCAUCUUAUACUAUUGAUCAUUAUGGGCAUAUCAUAAGUUCAGAACCUUGUCAUAGAUCUACAGGAACAACUGUACAAGUGAAGCAAUUGUUUAAACACAUGCCAGUUAGAAGACAAAUAAUUACACAUUCAAAGAAAGCUAAUCAAGAUAUUAAAACCUUGGAGUCUUUAAUACGAAGUUAUGGAAUAUGCAAAUUUUUUGUACGAAUAAGUUAUAAAGUAGAUAAUAAUAUUAUAUUUGCAAAACCUAGUUUAACUAGUCUUGAAGAAGCAGUUACAUAUACCCUUGGUAAAAAAGUAACAUGUAAUAUGAAUUGGAUGGAUAUUACAGAUACAGAUAUCAAAAUGAAGAUAAUGGUACCUUCGAAACCAAUACAAAAUGUGUCUGAAGUAUUUCAUUCUGGAGCACAAUAUAUUUUUGCGAACAAUAGACCAAUUAAACAUAAAGAAUUAGAAAAGAUAGUAAUUAAAAUAAUUUUGGAGGCAUUGGAACAAGAAUUAUCAUUGAGGAAAAAACCUAUAUUUGUUCUAUACAUUUUAAUAAAUGCUGCAAAUGUAGACAUUAAUCUAGAACCAAAUAAAACUUUUGCCCUUUUUAAAGACCAGAACAUGGUUAUUAACAUGGUAGAAAAGUAUUUAGAAAAUUUUUAUGGCAUACAAAGAGAAGUACAAGAAAAAAGCACUUGUGACAGUUCAUUUGCUGACUAUCAAGAUUAUACAUUAAAAACAAAUAUUAGUAAUGCUGAAAUUGAGGAACCUGUAUUUAAGAAACGAAAAUUAAUAGAAGAAGAACAGAAAAGCAGAACAGAAGAAAAUAUUGAUAAACCUAUUAAAAAGAACAUAAAUGCUGAUGAAAAUGUAGAAAAUAAUGUAAAUUCUGCUGAAAGUAAUAAUUUUGAACAUAGAAAGCUGAUACAAAUUUCUCCUAAUAAACAAGAUAGUAACAAAGGAAGUGCGGAAAGAUGCGAAGAAAAUAUAAAUAAUCUUAAUGUUCAAUUACCAUUUUUAGAUUUAAGUGAUCCAGAUUCAAAUGAUUCGCAAAAUUUUGCACUGACUUAUAGCAAUAACAAUAUUUCUCAUAGUUCAGUUAAUGAUAACAUGAAAGAAAACAUUGAAGAUACUCCACCAUUUGAAUUAACACAAAAAUCUGAAGCACUCAGUGAACUGCCAGUAAUAGAUUUAGGUGAAGAUUUUGAAUUAGAUGACUAUUUAAAUAUAAAUAAAAAUGGAAAAGAAAAUAAUAUAAAAAAUACUAAUCCAGAAAGUUUGUAUACAAAGGAUAAAUUAGAUACAAAAAACACUGUUACAUUGAAAGAAUGGAGUAAAGGACAUGUAUCUGGUUUGCAGGGGGGUACAGAUAUAGAACUUUAUACUUAUGUAGAACCAAAUAAAUCAUCAAAUAAUGAUACACAUGGAAAUGUAUGUGAAGGCUUCCUCAAAUUUUCCAAACAUAUCAGACCAGAAGUCCUAAAGCAAAAUCCUAACAUGACAGCACCUCAAAUUGCUCAUACAGUAACUAGUCUUUGGAAAAAAUUAUCAUCCGAGGAACGGGGAUAUUAUAGAGAUCUUGCACGUGACGAAAAAGCUGAUUGCGAUAGAGAUAAAUUAAAAACAAAAGAAAAAGAUACAGUGGAUACCAAUUCGAAAGAUAAGAAUAGACUAUUGAAAGCAUUAGAAAAAAUAAAAAGAAUGAAUUACGAGAAGAAAGAAAAUUUAGUUAUGAGGACUACCGUACCUUGGGAUAUAGAUAUAAAGAAAGUUACUGAAAAAUUUCGAAAUAAUUCUUCAUGUGAACAUACCAAUCUUGUUGUUGGACUGUUAUGUUCAAAUUUAUGGAUUGUUUACAAAUCUACACAUAUUUGGAUUUUAGAUGUGAAAAAUCUUAAAAAAGAAUUGCAUAUACCUGAGACAAACAUGAACAAGGACAGUGCUGAAAAUAUAGGACAACUUUUGCAGCAAUGGUUUUCAUUAAAAAAUGAUUUAUCUUUAUUAUAUCCUAUACAUUCAGUAACAAAAAUUAAGAAUAGUUUUUAA
This is a messenger RNA of Eufriesea mexicana, 2456 nucleotides long. RefSeq names its product PMS1 protein homolog 1. The coding region runs from base 63 to 2456 and encodes 797 amino acids. NCBI's taxonomy places the organism in Eukaryota, Metazoa, Arthropoda, Insecta, Hymenoptera, Apidae. The record is from RefSeq and is a predicted model, not a curated record. Gene Ontology annotation, molecular function: ATP binding; mismatched DNA binding; ATP hydrolysis activity. Gene Ontology annotation, biological process: mismatch repair. The transcript has 12 exons. Gene Ontology annotation, cellular component: MutLalpha complex.